Molecule: messenger RNA, 2990 nt
Organism: Oncorhynchus gorbuscha (pink salmon)
Lineage: Eukaryota; Metazoa; Chordata; Actinopteri; Salmoniformes; Salmonidae
Product: coiled-coil domain-containing protein 60-like
Exons: 13
Coding region: 188-2332 (714 amino acids)
Source: RefSeq, a predicted model, not a curated record
UGCGUGAGGUUCAAUGUAGACGCCGGUGCCAAAGUCUAACAGCCCAUUCUGCGGUUUCUUAUUUUUAUUUUCAAAGAUAAUCAUGGCAAUUUCAAUAAAAAAACAUUGAGUGCUACGAUAUAUUUUAAAAACGUGACCUACACAACGUUUUGUCUACAACUUGAAAGCUUUGUCUGGUGUUGUUACAAUGACGACUCAUCGAAAUGCAGCACUAGACCCGCGUCACUUCGUAAUAAUCAAACCGCUUCCGAUUCUUAAACCGUCGGGAGAAAUGCGCCAGGCCCGGAGCAGAACGGUGUGGUCUGCCUGUCAGACGACCAGGGAGCAGGUGUUCUGGGAUAACUAUCACCGACGACAGUGGCAGCUGAGCCGGCAGGGCUAUAGAGCAGCCCCCUGGAGACCCUAUGAGGAGGUCGGACAACCGCUCUACCUUGAAACCAAGAGACUCAUACUAGAAUCACUGGGGCAACCUGUGGAAGAGGCUACAAAGGCUGAUCCCUUACCAGAAGAGGAUGUGCCUGUUUGCACCACUCCAUCAGAUUCCCCAGGAGCAAACAAGAGCUUGCCAUUUCGUUGCCCCCAGGCAGGGAAGAGAGAGGAUGCAGUAUCUCUUAGGAAGCAUCUGGGACAUACCAGCCGUUUGGUGUCAGCGGUCAGACAGGGCCGGGGUUACUUCCAACUCCUCCAGAUGAAGGAGAAGGAACAGGAGGAGGCGCAGCAGAGGGAGCAGAAGAGGAAAGAGGAGUGGCAGCGUGGCCAGCCCCGACCUCCCUGCUCAGAGUCUGACUCUGACAGCGACCCAGGGAGGAAGAAGGCCCAGUCAGCUCGACCUUUCACCCCCAUCCACCGCUCUCUGACUUCCCCUCAGGCCUCUGAGCCACCACAAGGGCCCAUAUUCCGCCAGCUGUGCUGUCUGAACUGGUUGCUGGAGGCCCUGACUCUGGACAGGACCGGGAGAGCUGGACCAGUCACGUCCUGCUGGGAUCUCAAGGACCCUGGCCAAGGAAAAACUACCCUAAAGACCCUGAAUAAAGAGAGAGCCAUAGAGACCAAAUGGGACCAGUUUGUGUCUCUGCAAAAGCCACGUAGAACAGGCUCCAGGCCCUCCCGCUCCUCCUCUGGUCGUCUGUACCUGUUGAAGGGGUCCUCCCUGAGCGUAGCCUCCUCCUCAGCCCUCACCACCCCUACCCUUCUGGGCAGCCUGUCCUCCCUGGGCCCUGGGAUAGAAGACACUGGAGCUACAUUAACUGGAGCUAUAGUGACUGCCACUGGAGCCAGCCAGGAUAGUGCGGAGCAACCAGGAGCAGGAGGGGACUCCGAGACAGAGCUGCCCAUGUCAGAGUACCUUCAGAAGCUGCUGGAUGAAGUCCACCAGAGUGUCACCAAAGAAUUCGGUGAUCCAGAGCUGAUUCAUGGCGACGGCACUUUGACUGUCGGAUACCGGCCACCUACCCAAUCCACCCCUCAGAGAGGGGACAACACAACACGCCCCAAGACCAAAGACACACCAAGACCCAAAAGUUGUCCUGCCAAGCCUCUGUCAGCCACCAGUGAGUUGAUCAGCAGUAAGAGGUCCAUGCUGUGGGAUAUGAGGACAGCCUAUGAGGAGAGAGCAGAGGAGCUGGCCCAGAUCUUCAGUGACAGUCUGGACCACAAUGCCAGGAAGAGGCUAGAGAGUGGCAUCCAGAGGUUCCAAGCCCUAUGUCAUGUGACCCACUCUCACCUCAUCCCUCGUCAUGUGACCCCACGGGUCACCGGCAUGAAACCCCCAGAGACAGACUGCAGCAACAACAACAUGUGGCUGUCCUCUCUACUGAGCAAUCUCCCUCCAGAGGUGUCUCAGGACAGAGGGGUGAGCCGAGUUCUGGAGAAACUCAGCCGCUUCGCAGAUGAGCGGACCCCCAAGGUGCGACCCCAUGUCUUCCUGAAGAUGUUGGGGGGUCUACAGCCCUGGGAGCUCUGCCUACCUGACCUCUGUGUUGCCAUUGAGCCAGGGAGCAUGUUGUCCAGAUGUCCAGAGAGGACUAUGACUCGUGGCUCCUCUCCAGGGUCACUCUUUCACAGCAGCAGGACCACUAACCCAAACAGAUGUGAGGUGUACACAUUUUUACUAAUACCAGGAAAAUGUAACGACCAAAAAAUUCACGCACACGCAAAUACGCUCACACAUUUAAAUACACCCACAGACACACACUCACACAUGCACACACACACCACCCGUUCUGCCAUUCACCUUCUGUUAAAGGUCCCCAAAGCACACACAUCCCUGGGUCGCUCCUCGUUUCAGUUCGCUGCAGCUAGCGACUGGAACGAGCUGCAAAAAUCACUCUAACUGGACUGUUUUAUUUCUUCAUUCAAAGACUCAAUCAUGGACACUUACUGACAGUUGUGGCUGCUUCGCGUGAAUUAUUGUUGUCUCUACCGUCUUGCCCUUUGUGCUGUUGUCUGUGCCCAAUAAUGUUUGUACCAUGUUUUGUGCUGCUACCAUGUUGUGUUUCUACCAUGUUGUUGUGUUGCUGCCAUGCUGUUGUUUUAGGUCCCUCAAGUGUGAUGGUGUCGCUCUUGUCGUGGUGUGUGUUUUGUCCUAUAUUUUUAUUUUAUUUUUAAUCCCAGCCCCAGUCCUCGCAGGAGGCCUUUUGCCUUCUGGUAGGCCGUCAUUGAAAAUAAGAAUUUGUUCUUAACUGACUUGCCUACUUAAAUAAAUAACACACACACACACACACACACACACCCUGGCCAUGGAUGAUGAUGAAACACACACAUACACAAAUAUAGUUGCCCAUAGUCUCUGAACUGACCUAAGGUUAGGUUUUGGGGGAGAUUAAGCUGAUCCUAGAUCUGUGAUCCCACAGGCAACUCCAAUCCAGAGCCUUCCUCCUUUAUAUCCACUGUGGCAAGCCGGACUCACAUUUCACAUCCACUUGUUCUCCGUUUCCCUUUUGUUUACGUUUCAAACCUACUUAAAUCAUGUCUCACACGGGAGGAUAAGC